Molecule: messenger RNA, 333 nt
Organism: Salvelinus sp. IW2-2015
Lineage: Eukaryota; Metazoa; Chordata; Actinopteri; Salmoniformes; Salmonidae
Source: RefSeq, a predicted model, not a curated record
AUGUCAUUCCAACGAGCGAGUGUACAGAUAUUCGGGGGUCUGGUGUGGAUCCUGUUGGCAUCCACCCAUGUAAAGACAGAGAACACCACAGGGCUGUUUGUGUCUGUGUUCUGCUUCAUUAUGACCUUCCUCUGGCUCGUCAUCUUCGCCGCCAGAGGACACAAAAACAAGGGCGGAUGGGCGGCAGCGGACUUUGCAAUCCACGGACUGGCAGCCUUCUUUUACCUCACUGCAUCAGUAGCUCUGGCGAAGGUCACCAUUGAUUUUAAAGACAAUACAGACAACUUCAAAAACUACCAGAUAGACAUUGCUGCAGUGAUAGGUUCUAUAUAG